Molecule: messenger RNA, 1014 nt
Organism: Dentiscutata heterogama
Lineage: Eukaryota; Fungi; Glomeromycota; Glomeromycetes; Diversisporales; Gigasporaceae
Source: the annotation of a GenBank genome assembly
AUGACUCACCGACGCGAAUCAUCGGUCCAUGAAGUUAAGGAAACCCUAGACGCUACGGUCACUGAAACAAAAGAAGGCGAACGUUGUUUAAACAACUAUAUCCUGAAAGACGUUAUUGGUCAGGGUGCUUAUGGAACGGUCACCUUAGCUAUAGACAAGUACACUGGAGAAAAAUUUGCUAUUAAAGAAUUUAGUAAAGCUCGACUUCGUAAAAAAACUAAAUCUAACGUCUUUCGUCGUCCGCGUGGACGCGGUCGUGGGCGUUUUGGUAGAGCUAUUGAAAAUCCUGAUCCAUCAUCAUCGGACCCCCUUCUUUUAAUUCGUGGCGAAGUUGCAGUCUUGAAAAAAUUAAGUCAUCAAAAUGUGGUCAAAUUGUUCGAAGUGUUGGAUGAUGAACAGGAUUCUUUAUAUAUGGUUUUCGAAAUUUGUGAAAAAGGUGUUCUUAUGGAUAUCAGCAUUCAGAAGGCAACGACGCCAUUUCCUAACGAAGUUGCUAGACGUUAUUUUAGACAAAUGAUACUUGGAUUCGAAUAUUUACAUGAACAUGACAUUGUUCAUCGCGAUAUCAAGCCCGAUAAUCUUCUCUUGUCUGCAGAAGGUGUCCUCAAGAUUGUAGAUUUUGGUGUAUCUGAGAUGUUUACUCAAGGGAAUGAUAAAAUGAAAAAAUCUGCUGGUAGUCCAGCUUUUAUGGCACCGGAAUUAUGCGUGGCCAAUCGCGGUGAAAUUUCCGGAAAGGCUGCAGAUAUUUGGUCUAUGGGUGUGACUUUGUAUUGUCUUAUUUUUGGACGUUUGCCUUUCGUGAAAGAUAACGUAGUUGACUUAUUUGAAUCGAUAAAAAAUGACGACAUUACUAUUCCAGAAGGUUCGAAUCCAGAUCCAGACGUUGUGGAUCUUCUUCAUAAAGUUCUCGAAAAAAAUCCAGAGGAAAGAAUUAUUAUGGCCGAACUAAGAAAACAUCCAUGGGUAACUAAUCGUGGAAGCGAUCCUCUCAUAUCAACUUUUGCAAUACUUUAG